CAGGUUGGAUAUCAGCAGCUGCAACUCUCGCGAUAUUUGCUCACUUUGACCGGACAGACUGGACCAAAACAGGAAGAUAGACAUGGCAUCAGUUUUCGGCGGAGUAGAGGGUGGAGGGACACACUCCAAAGCGGUGCUGGUGGCAGCAGAUGGGAAGAUCCUGGCAGAGACAGAUGGACCGUCCACCAACCACUGGUUGGUCGGGGUGGACAAAUGUAUUGAAACCAUCAACGACAUGGUCCAGAGAGCCAAACUGGAGGCAGGGCUGGAUCCAAACACGCCACUAUGCUCCUUGGGCAUGUCUCUGAGCGGUGGGGAGCAGAAGGCCGCCAUCGACAAACUGAUCGCUGACAUGAAGCAACGGUUCCCCGCUCUCAGCCAGCACUACUACAUCACCACAGAUGCAAUUGGCGCCAUGGCGACCGCCAGCGAUUGUGGAGGUGUAGUGUUGAUAUCAGGGACCGGCUCGAACUGCAAGUUAGUAAAUCCCGAUGGCUCACAGAUCGGCUGCGGAGGCUGGGGUCACCUGAUGGGUGAUGAAGGAGGAGCAUUCUGGAUCGCUCAUUUGGCGGUGAAGAUGGUUUUUGAUGCCGAAGACAACCUGGUCGCUCCUCCUCAUGACAUUACGCACGUCAGGAAGGCCAUGGAGGAAUACUUCCAGGUGUCAAAUCUGAUGGGCAUGCUGCCGCACCUCUACAGAAACUUCCAGAAGUCCCACUUUGCUGGUUUUUGCAAGAAGCUGGCUGAAGGUGCAGAAGAAGGGGAUGCUCUCUGUCAGUAUGUGUUCACUCAGGCUGGGAGAGUCCUGGCAAAACAUGUAGAAGCAGUCUUACCUGCAGCACAACAGCCACUACUGAGUAGUGACCUCGGCCUGCCCGUCCUGUGUGUGGGCUCAGUGUGGAAGAGCUGGGAGCUAAUGAAGCCAGGGUUCACCGAGGUCUUGGAUAAAGUGGCAUCAUCUGACAAGUUCAAGGGCCGUUUCCAUGGCUACAGCCUCCUGAUUCUGCGGCAGUCCUCAGCACUCGGCGGCGCCAGUCUGGGGGCUCAGAGUCUGGGCGCAACCUUAACUAUGGAUUACAAAGCUAACACCAAAGUCUUCUACCAACAUACUUUUACCAGCAUCCAAUGAGAGAGCAACUGCACAUCCCAUAGAUCUAGCUAAAGGGACUUGUAUUGGCCAUUAUAUAAUUAUUAGUAUCCAGCUAAUAACGAUGAUGCUGAUAAUAAUGAUUCUGUAAUAAUGGUGUAUCACUUGAUUUGAUCUCACCACAAGAUACUAAAAAAGUGGGUGAAUAUAUUCAAAAUCUUUGCUUUUACAGCUGUUUUGACAACUGAAUUGAUAUUACUUUCAUUGUACUGUAAUUGUAAAUAUUUGCACAUUUACAACACUUGUUUACAUUUAUAAUAAAAAAUAAUGCCAACUUGACAGAAAACUCA
Molecule: messenger RNA, 1437 nt
Organism: Sebastes umbrosus (honeycomb rockfish)
Lineage: Eukaryota; Metazoa; Chordata; Actinopteri; Perciformes; Sebastidae
Gene: nagk
Product: N-acetylglucosamine kinase
Exons: 10
Coding region: 83-1129 (348 amino acids)
Molecular function (GO): N-acetylglucosamine kinase activity
Source: RefSeq, a predicted model, not a curated record